AUGGCGACCAACACCUUAGACAAGCCCGUCCGGGUAAAUGACUUGAUCCUCGUCUACAACACCAAAAAACGGCACAUGCUAGUCGUCAAAUCUGUCUCUGACGAUCAGCAAAUUAGCCCUCCCACAUCAUCGGUCUCCGUCAAGAAAGUCAACUGGCAUGUUCCAGACCUUGAAGACGAGGACGAUGAUUAUUGCUUGUGUGAGAAGAAUUCCAAUAACAAUCCCGCGACUCGCCUCGACCUUUUCCUAUACUCCAUGACAUCUUCCGAUGACACACAAAACUCACAGGUAAAUGGACGUGACGUCCUGGAGCAUUACUUCAAAGGUCGGUGUCCCAACUGUAACGGCAAGGGGUGGUUCUGUCCUGGGUGUGGCCCAGUUAGCGACCUCUUUCCGGACAUCGGGGGCAGCUGUGCCGUGGACCAAGCGUGUCCUAUGUGUAUGGGCUACAACUUUGCUCUCAAUGACAAGGCCUGGAUAGCCGAGAUUGAAGAUAUCGAAGCCCGCCGCUUUAACUGGAAUGAUGAUGGCCGAGAGCUGGUUGAUGACGAUGAAUUAGAAAGACUAAGAGAUGAGGCUGUCGAAUCAACAAAAGAGCGUUAUGAAGCCAUCAAUAAAAGAAGACAAAAGAUGGGUAUGCUACCGAAAGAUUUCGAUGAUCUUGUAGAGGAGUGCAGAGCAGGGUUUGACAUGAAUUAG
Aspergillus affinis is the source of this 699-nucleotide messenger RNA. RefSeq lists its product as uncharacterized. The transcript is spliced from 3 exons. Bases 1 to 699 code for a protein of 232 amino acids. The record is from RefSeq and is a predicted model, not a curated record. NCBI's taxonomy places the organism in Eukaryota, Fungi, Ascomycota, Eurotiomycetes, Eurotiales, Aspergillaceae.